AUGGAGGGAAGUAAAAUAAUGGCCGAAUUUGAGGCAAUUGACCUUGAUCACAAUGGUUUCAUCACUCGUCCCGAGCUGGUUGAAUAUGUGAGACGCAACCGUCUCGAUCCCGAAAUGGUGGAUGUAAGUCUCUCAGAUUUUCUGUUUUUUGUGGUUAAACACCCGUCGGCGACCACCAUGGAGGGAGAUAGAGUUAUGACGGAGUUUGAGGCAAUCGAUGUCGACCACAACGGUUUUAUUACGCGUCCCGAACUGACCAACUACGUGAAACGCAAUAAGCUCGCACCCGAUAUGGUUGAUGUAAGUCGCUUGGACGCUACAUACAUGUUUAAGACUGUUAAAACUUUGCCUUUAAACCUGAACCGUGCCUGCUGUCUGAACAUGUAUGGGGCCAUAGGAGAUGAACAAAUUCUGCACGAUUUUGAGGAGAUCGAUCAAGACCACAACGGUUUUAUUACGAAGCAGGAACUUCAGGAUUAUGUUAAGAAAAAUAAACUUCCAGAGGAUACAGUCGAAAAAUGGUUCACCUGGUUCGAUAUGGAUGGUACCGGACGUAUAACCGUCGAAGAGGUUUGUACAACCCUCGGGAUUGGAAUGAGAAAGAAAUACCAGGAGAAGGUGGAGGAGAAACGUGAGCUGAUUCGAAAGGGGGUGAUAGCUCCACCGCCAAAUACGCCACCACAGUACGGAGCGCCGCCGCCCAAACUGAUGGAGGGUGUUGACGUGCUGCACAGAGAUGAUGUGAAGUCUGAGGUGUUGGAAGAGGCCAUCAGCCUGGUGCGAAACAAUGAAGACAAGUACAAAAAGGACUCCGAGUUUGCCCACUUCCUGAAGGACGAGAUGGAGCGGCUACACGGCCGCUACUGGCACAUUAUUGUCGCCAGCUCGACAAUGGGCUGCGCUGUCGGUCACGAGGACAAACACUUUAUUCACUUCCGUUACAAGAAUCGUCUGUACAUCUUCUAUCGCACACCCGAGCCGAAUUAA
Dibothriocephalus latus is the source of this 987-nucleotide messenger RNA. NCBI's taxonomy places the organism in Eukaryota, Metazoa, Platyhelminthes, Cestoda, Diphyllobothriidea, Diphyllobothriidae. The record is from the annotation of a GenBank genome assembly.